AUGAUUAGUGUCAGAAAGAACCAACCUCCUGUAUCUCCCUAUUGCUGGGGCCCACAUAGGAUAGAGGAGCAUCCCCACCCUAAGCAGUGGCAACUCGAGAGGCAGAUGGCAGAUGGAGGAGGACUAAAGAAAUGUGUAGAAAGAGAUUUCCCACAGGAACAAAUCAUAAAAUACAUGAAUGGAGUGCUCAUAAUUCAGCAUUUGCAGAAGGACUACCGAGCUUAAUACAAUUUUCUAAAUUUUAUGUCCAAUAUUGGAGACCCCCAGAAUAUCUUUUUCAUUUAUUUUCCGCUUUAGUUUCAACUUAAUCAGACAGUUGGAACCAAGAUGAUAUGGGUAGCAGUCAUUGGGGAUUGGUUCAAUCUUAUAUUUAAAUGGAUAUUAUUUGGUCAUCGACCUUACUGGUGGGUCCAAGAAACUCAGAUUUACCCAAAUCACUCAAGUCCAUGCCUUGAACAGCUCCCUACUACAUGUGAAACAGGUCCAGGAAGUCCAUCUGGCCAUGCAAUGGGUUCGUCCUGUGUCUGGUAUGUCAUGGUAACUGCUGCCCUGAGCCACACUGUCUGUGGAAUGGAUAAGUUCUCUAUCACUCUGCACAGACUGACCUGGUCAUUUCUUUGGAGUGUUUUUUGGUUGAUUCAAAUCAGUGUCUGCAUCUCCAGAGUACUCAUAGCAACACAUUUUCCUCAUCAAGUUAUUCCUGGAGUAAUUGGUGGCAUGCUGGUGGCAGAGGCCUUUGAACACACUCCAGGCAUCCAAACGGCCAGCCUGGGCACAUACCUAAAGACCAAUCUCUUCCUCUUCCUGUUUGCACUUGGUUUUUACCUGCUUCUUAGACUGCUCAACAUUGACCUACUGUGGUCCGUGCCCAUAGCCAAAAAGUGGUGUGCCAACCCCUACUGAAUCCACAUUGACACCACGCCUUUUGCUGGACUCGUGAGAAACCUCGGGGUCCUCUUCAGCUUGGGCUUUGCAGUCAACUUGGAGAUGUUCCUCCUGAGCUGCCGAGGUGGAAACAGCUACACGCUGAGCUUCCGGUUGCUCUGUGCCUUGACCUCAUUGACCACACUGCAGCUCUAUCAUUUCCUCCAGAUCCCGACUCAGGAAGAGCAUUUAUUUUAUGUGCUGUCUUUUUGUAAAACUGCAUCCAUUCCCCUAACUGUGGUUACUUUCAUUCCCUACUGUGUUCAUAUGUUAAUGAAACAAAACGGAAAGAAGAUUCAGCAGCAAGAGGAACCGUUUUUCAUAGCCUUGGAGAAAAUGCCUGCCCUUAAUAAUGAUGGAAAAGGCUCUUCUGUUUCCAAUUUAUUUGUCAGAAAGAAUCUGUCCUCAGUUCAAAAACCAUGGUAUUUCCCCAAAGAACAAUAUGUUCUGAAGGAGCUGCCAGGACAGGGGCAGGUAAUGAGUGAAGGCAGCAGCUGCGGUCCCGCCGAGCGGGACUCCUGGCACACGUGGGAAGCGCGGGGAGGGAGGGAGGCGCUCGCAGCACAGCAGCCCAUUUCCGGCGCUGGCCAAGUGGAAACUGAAGCGGCUUCCAUGGGAGGAUCUGGGUGCGCUGCAGGGGGAGCAGGUCGUAUGUGUGCCUGGAAAAGAAACCCAGCGCUACCAAGACAAAAAAGAGCUUCUCUCCUCUCGCACUCACCUAACCCUGUGCAUCAACUAAGCCGAUCACACUCUAAUUCCUGUUCAAAGAGUUGGCUUUUUCCAGGAUUCAGGCUUUGUCUGACUAACAGCAUGGACCGGAUUGUCCUCUGUGCUCAUACAUACAUCCUGCUGCUAAUGGAAGAUGGGCAUUAUCUUCCACCCGCCCCCGCCCCUUGCCUCCAGGCUCAGUAA
Molecule: messenger RNA, 1836 nt
Organism: Cercocebus atys (sooty mangabey)
Lineage: Eukaryota; Metazoa; Chordata; Mammalia; Primates; Cercopithecidae
Gene: G6PC2
Product: glucose-6-phosphatase, catalytic, 2
Exons: 8
Biological process (GO): glucose 6-phosphate metabolic process; gluconeogenesis
Cellular component (GO): membrane
Molecular function (GO): glucose-6-phosphatase activity
Source: RefSeq, a predicted model, not a curated record